Penaeus monodon (black tiger shrimp) is the source of this 390-nucleotide messenger RNA. RefSeq names its product palmitoyltransferase ZDHHC6-like. Gene Ontology annotation, biological process: protein palmitoylation. The record is from RefSeq and is a predicted model, not a curated record. NCBI's taxonomy places the organism in Eukaryota, Metazoa, Arthropoda, Malacostraca, Decapoda, Penaeidae. Gene Ontology annotation, cellular component: Golgi apparatus. Gene Ontology annotation, molecular function: palmitoyltransferase activity.
UGCGUCCUGAAGAUGGACCACCACUGCCCCUGGAUCAACAACUGCGUGGGCCAUCGCAAUCACGGCUCAUUCACGCUCUUCCUCCUCAACGCUGUGCUGGGCUGCGCGCAGGCCACCGUCAUCCUGGCCAUUUGCAUCUACCACGCUAUUCAUAGGACGUGGUACGUGUACUACGGUUCGGGUCGCGAGCCGCGGGUGUACCUGGGCCAGUGGGCCAUCGUGGCCUGCAUGUUCGUGCUGGGGCUGGCCAUCGGGGUCGUGCUGGCCGUCGGCAUGCUGCUCUUCUUCCAGGUGCGGGCCAUCCUGCGCAACCGCACGGGGAUCGAAGACUGGAUCCUGGAGAAGAAGGCAACACGCAUCAACAUUUUAGGAGUUUCUGUAAACCCUUAA